Molecule: messenger RNA, 1235 nt
Organism: Mugil cephalus (flathead mullet)
Lineage: Eukaryota; Metazoa; Chordata; Actinopteri; Mugiliformes; Mugilidae
Exons: 6
Coding region: 1-1047 (348 amino acids)
Biological process (GO): response to bacterium
Source: RefSeq, a predicted model, not a curated record
AUGGUGACAAUAUUUUAUGUUCUGCUUCUGCUCAAAAUUGGGCGAUGCUCAAAUGAUCCGAUCUUUGACACAAAGACUGUUACUGUCGGACAGAAUGUGACUCUGUCGUGUUUUCGCGAGAGACUUUCACAGUCAACAAACCUAUUUUGGAUCAGACUUGUUUCUCAAACCUUUCCUGAAGUUUUAGGAGCAACUAUAUCCUUUGAUUAUGAGGGUGUUGAGAAGACUAAUCACAUUACAACAAAGCAGGAGCCUGGAGCUUUUGUUCUGCAUAUCACAGAAACACAGCUAAGUGACACUGCAGUGUACUACUGUCUAAAAGUGAAACAACGCACCAUGACAUUUCUGAACGGAGCAUUUCUCAGAAUCAAAGGACCAGAAGCAGAUGACACUGCUGUCACUCAGUACAUUCAGUCAGAUCCAGUCCAUCCAGGAGACCCAGUGUCUCUACAGUGUUCAGUCCUCUCUGACUCUGAGAAAAACACAUGUACAGAAGAUCACAGAGUGUACUGGUUCAGAGCUGGAUCAGAUCGAUCUGAUCAUGGUUUAAUUUAUGCUCAACGAAACAGUACUGAAGAAUGUGAGCAGAGUACUGAUGCUCCUUCUGUGAAGAGAUGUGUCUACAGUUUCUCUAAAGACAUGAGCUCCUCUGAUGCUGGGACUUACUACUGUGCUGUGGCCACGUGUGGAGAGAUACUAUUUGGAAAUGGAACUAAACUGGACAACAAAGUGGUCAGCAGUUGGGAUUUGAAGGAGGCCAACACAGUCAUCUUUCUGUUAUGUGCUACUUUGCUCUUAAGUCUGAUUAUAAUAGCCAUCCUCAUUCAUUCCAUCAAAAAGAAAUCUUCUGGUUCUAACUCUGCUGUUUCACUGCCAAUGAAUGCUGAAAGGACCAGAGAAGACCAGCAGCUGGAGUCGUUGGUGUACGCUACACCGACCUUUACCAAGAGACAAGCCGGAAAAGCACAGAGAAGAAAUGCAAGAGCAGCAGAGGAAGCAUGUUUCUACUCUAAAGUUGCAUUUGAGUGUCGGAAAAAUACUGCCUAAACUAAAAGGAUGCAUAUCCGUCACUAAUUUAUGUUGUAACUAUAAAACAUUGUUCAUGACUGUUUAAAUUCCUGGUGUAAAAUAUUUUUUCAUGCCAGUAAUUUGUGCAUCACUGUCAUUUUGCAGGAACACCAUUAUUACUGUUAUUAUUUGAAUGAGCACUGACUGAUUUUAAAUACAGUAAAAUA